UUAACUGAUACAAAAACGCACUAAUUACAUUUUAUAUCUUAGCACAAUUGUUUGAUAAUGUAUGAUAACAUUUACUGUACAUAUGGAGUCAUUAAAUGGGUAAUGUGAACUGAAUACCUGAACACAAUAGCAUGGUAUAACUCUUGAGAUAACAAGGGCAAGCACUCUCCACACAGCCCCCGUGAGUUAAUGUUAGGAAGUUGUUGUUUACCGUUGGCCUUGACAACCACAAGCUGCUGCUCUGUAACAUGGCUUAGCAGAACAAACAACCACAUUGAAUGGUUUUGAUUCAACAUUUAAAUUAUUUUAACAUAUUGUUGAUGAAAUGGACGAGAGACAUUGGUGGAUUGCGACUAAAGUGCAGGAAACUUUUCGAGUCGGAGGGAACGACAGCCUAACAGAACUGGAAGAGUUAUUUUUACAAGCAGAUAACCUGCAACUCAUCGAUACAUUUCUCAAAGCUGAAGGGCUCGCCAAAUUGUUUUUCUUUGCAAAUACUGAAAGCCAGGAAGAACUGCAACCAUGCGACCUAAACAUUGGAGAAAACCUGGAUAAUGUAAUUGAUUCCAGAAACACAGCCAUUCUGUAUUUUCUUCGACACAAGACUGACAGAGAUGUGGAUCCUAUUCGGAUGGAACAAGAUAUUUUCUGUGGAGAAAUUAAGCACAACCUUGUCGACAGUUUGAUAUCCCAGCUGUCCGAGAUCUACAUUCCUCUGUUUAGAGCUCAAGAGGAUUGGGGCAGCUGCACUCAGGACGAUGUCAGGCACUUUCUGUUAGGACUGGACCGAUAUGUGUCUGCCCUGCAGGAUUCAGCUGGGGCUGCAGUCAGAUCAGAAAAGCAACAGAUUUUGAAGAGACCAGCGCAAAUAGUGAGCUCAGACAUCAUGCAGCAGCGGUCAGUCCCAGUUGAUUCAGAUGUUGUUAGUGAAAACGAGGCCCUUGUUUCUGAUUGGAUGAAAACCAUCGAGCAGGUCCUUAAUGAAGGAGGUGAUGACAGGGUUCUGGAUAUAAACACUACCCCCCUGACUGAGCUUGAUCGCUGGCAGAGGAGACAGAGGAGCCUGGAAUCCAUCACAGAGCAGCUGAAAGGGAAGGAGUGUAGAAAUGUCAUUGGGCUGCUCAUCUCCACCAAGUCACGCCUCCUGAAAAAGUGGAAAGCUGUGGAUAUAAGCAUUACAGAUGUUGCGAACGACACAAAGAGCCGAGUGAAGUAUCUUGAAGCUCUUCAUCGCCACUUUGAUGCCCUGGCCAGUGAGAACAAUCCAGUGAACCUGAUGAACACAGUUCUACCUGGGAUAGUUAACACCAUUAAACAGAUUGAUGCAAUGUCCCGUUUCUUCUCCCGGAAUGCAUAUCUGGGUCUUCUGCUUACCAAGGUAGGUAACCAGCUGACUCUGGCCUGCCGAGAGUUUCUCAAGGAGGGGCUUGUGUUGGGUAACUCUGAGGACAGGCUGUGGGACAGGAUAAGAGAAGAGAUGGAGAGAGGGUAUUUAUUGCCACUGCAAGCUGUUUCACACCCCAAGAACAAGGGAAAGGAGAGGAAACCUGAGCAGACAAUAAAUACAAACACGCUGUAUGACAGAGUACAAGCUUGCUUGAUGCUGCAGGCCUGUUUCUUGGACACUGUGCGUCAGCUGCGGGAGGCUCUGGGCGGCUCUCAUGGGCUCCCUCUUUUUUCCUCCUCAAGCUCCCUGUCUACCAUGCAAGGAAAACUGACGUCGUUUUCCACAGGGCGGGUGACCAAAGCCAGUCUCAGAAAGACAUCCCUGACAUCGAGCUGCUUAGAUCACAGUCAUGAUUAUCAAGGCUUAGGUGUACCUCUCACAGAUGAAGAGACCAUUAUGCACAACUUGGAUCUUCUUUGCUGCAAACUAAGACAGUUUUCUAAUGUCAUUGUCGCCCUGCAACAGUAUAAAACAUUAUUGGAUCAGACCAGAGGUUUACAGAAGCCAAGCUAUGAGGAUCUCAGUGUGAAUGACUUGGGUGAUGGAGAGAGUAUCCAUGAGCUGACAGUGGAGGACCAUAUAGACUCUUUAAGGGCUGAGAUAAAGCUAUACUCAACAGAGCCCUGCCGCACAGGAUUGUCUGUAGCUCCGCUCCAAACACUAAUAGAAGAGGAUGAGGUCCAGAGUGCAACUGGGCUGCCCAUACUUGCUCUUCACCAUCAGUCUGAGUCCAAAAGACUAGUGCCCCUGGAGGAAACCUCAGAUCCUCAGCAGCUAAGGAGCGAAGAGGAAGAAGAGGAGGAAGAGGAGGAGGCAGUAAACACACUGUCUUAUGAGGAAAAGCUGAUGUUACGAAAUCUCUAUAACUGGAAUGAUCCAGAAGAUGAAGGUUGCUCCCUCUCAUCCAUCAUCAGCGACUACCUGAAUAAUAUGAUAAACACCAUGGCAUCAGCUGUCAGGACUGAGGUGCUCUUAGGUGUAGAGAAAAGGGAUCUAGACACAUUUGAAGAUGUUUAUUCUGAAUUUCUUGUGAUGAACCAGCAGCUGGAGAGAUACCUCUCAAUCUACAUCCAGGCUCUGUUUCUGAGAAGGAUGCAUACUCAGGAAGCUCUCUCCAUUCUCAAAAGGUUCUCAGUGGUUGGUCAACGUCAGGGUAUUCAGCCUGUGAUCAAUGAAUGCUACGUGGAAGCCUUGGAAUGGUUCUAUGAAGAAAUUAAAGAGGUUCAGGAAACAUAUGAAGAACAGAAGGAUGACCCGGUCUUGCCUAGGAACUUACCUCCAGCUGCUGGUGCUAUCUACUGGUCCAGACAACUGCUGUCAAAAAUAGAGGAACCAAUGAAAAUCUUCCGAGAAGUAAGAGUCAUAACAACAUCCAACAGCUAUAUUCAGACUGUGAGGUUGUACAACAGAAUUGCUGCUGCGCUGGUGGCUUAUGAAACCUUGUGGUACCAGGAGUGGAGGUCUCAAGCAGAUAGAUGUCUUGAUGGGCUCAAUGCCACACUGCUAAUACGGGACCCCGAUACACAGGAGCUGAUGGUGAAUUGUGAUCCAAGAAUAAUCCAGCUUUUUGAAGAAACCAAAUGGAUGGUCAGAUUUAAGCUGCAAGUUCCACAAGCAGUCAUGUUGGCUUUAAAGCAGGAGAAGAAGUUCAAGAUGUAUAAGAGUCGCUUGCAGGGUAUUCUGCAGGAGUACCAGUGUGUUAAGAAGACAGUUCCAGAGUGUCUGGCUGUGCAGUUUGCAGCCCAGUUGGAAUAUGUGAACCGUCACUUUCAGCCAGGUCUCUCCCUAUUAGCCUGGAACAGUGUUGACAUCGAGGCUUUCCUGCAUCACGUCUACAAAGAUAUCACCAGGCUGAGGGCUGUUGUUGAAAAAGCUGCACAAAUUAAAGAAACAGUCAUAGACAAAGCUCUUGAAGCUAUCCAGAAUCUGGAGCUGUUCAGUGCAGACAAGGUUCUUUCUGAAUCAAGGAGUCCAACUGAAUUUCUACAGCUGAUAAGAUCUUCUCUGCAGAAAAACCAGGCAGAAUUGGAACAAAUAGUGAAAACCAUAAAGACAGCCAUUUCUGAUUUAAGGUUUUCCAUAAAGAACGCAAAGGAUGGUUCUUUAGGAGUCAGCCAGGACUCUGCCCCACUGAAGCCUUUGAACAAACACUCCCAUUCCCGCCUGAGACAGGCUUUAUCACAGGCAAGACAGCACGCAUCUCUGUCUAUAGCAGCUGGUGGCAGUAACAGUUAUGAGGAGAGUGACAGUCAGGUUCUUGAGUACUUCUGCAGUCAGACUGGUAAGGCUGUGUUUGCCUGUGUCUGUCGUUCUCUGUUGGUACUUGCACAAGUGACAGGUUGCGAUAUGGAGAGGAUUAUUGCAGAGGUGAGUCUGAAUCACCAAGAGGAGGUUCACACUGGUUCCUCUGCUACAGCCAGUGACACUGGCACCAACACAGCGAGUGAAGUCAGUAGCUCCAGCAUCAUCAGAUCCACCAUUUCAGAAGUCAUGAUGGACCAAAAGAGCCACCUUAGGUGCAGCCUAAAACUGAGACUGACCAUCCCCACCAUUGUGAUCGAUCCCACAUGUGAAGUUGCUCAAGAUGCUGUAAAUGAAGCUGCUUCAGCUGUGCUGGACCUCACUGACUGUGUGAACUGGGGGCCAGGAGAGACCCAGGAAGGGACUCUCAUUUCAACUAUAAGAGAAGACAAGACCAUUCAACACAUCCUCAGACACAUCAACCAUGUCAUAAUCAGUCUGAAACCUACUAUCGAAAAACACAUUUUUCACUACAGCUACUACGACUUUCUGUGGAAAGAUGACAUGAAUUGCCAGUACACCGAACUUACAUCAGUCAAUUGUGAGCUGCUUGUAAUAAAUAAAGUGGUUGAACGUAUACACAAGAUUGAACAGAAGAUACAAGAUUUCUCACCGGUGUUUCAGGUCGGAUGCCUUUGGUUAGACUCCUCUGUCAUUAGAGACACUCUGAAGGGGUUUGCUGGAGUGUGGAAGUUUAAGUAUUCUUCAGUUCUGCACCAAGAUGUCAAGAAAAGGCUGGAUACAGUUGUUCAGUACAGGGAUGCGUGUUACCAGCAGUUAACAAUUCAAGUUCAGUCACUUGAGCAAUUAAACAAAGCACUCUGCCUCCUGGAAGAGAUAGAAGAUAUGGAGAAUAAAAUUCAUGGGAUCUACCAACCUAUUGAGAGCACCUAUACACAACUCAGAUCAUACCAUCUAAGGAUCCCAAGAGAAGAAGCAACAGAAGUAGAUAAUCUGUGGGAAAACUGGACAGAGCUAAUUGUUUUGGCAGAAAAUGUUAAGAGGCAUUUAUUGAAGGACAAGAAAGAUGUGUUUGAACAGGAACUUGAUAAGCAAGUAAAGAGCUUCGGAGUGGAUGUGAUUCAGUUUAGAAACAGCUUUGACACUCAGGGCCCAGCAGCCCCGGGUCUCAAGCCAGAGGAAGCAGUGCAUCAGCUACAGGAGUUCCAGGAGAAGUUCAAAGUUUACGAUGCCAAAAAGAAGACUCUUAAUUCCUUACAGAGACUGUUUGGUAUCACUCCAAAAGCAUUCCUAGAACUAGACAGAACUGGAAAGGAUUUACAACUCCUUGGUACAUUGUAUGAGCUCUUCCAGAAGUUUCUCAGCUUUGACCAGCGCUUCCGAGAUACCCUGUGGGCCGAAGUGAAUUUAAAACAAAGCAAUGCAGAGGUCAUGGAUUAUUGGUCUCAAUGCCAGUCUUGGAAUGACAGACUAACAAACUGGGAUGCCUACGAUAAAAUGGCCUGGAAUUUUAAGUUCUAUGUCGACUGCUUUCCCAUUUUACACAGCCUUGCUGCCAAGGAAAUCCGUAAUCGCCACUGGCUUCAAGUGAUGACAGUCACAGGCAGUUCAUUUCCACUGGAAGCCACAGUUUUCAAGCUUCAUCAUCUUUUAGGGAUUGAGUUAUUAAAACACCAGAAGGAAAUUAAUUCUAUAGCCACGGCGGCUAGCGAGGAGUUAAAGUUGGAGGUGAAGAUGAGGACUAUUGAGGAAGAAUGGACAGAGCAGGUUCUCAGUUUUGAAGCGCACAGGAACCGGGGGCCUCUGCUCCUGGUGAAGGAGGACUCUGUGCACAUGCUGGAGCAGGUCGAGGAUGCCAGGCUGUUGUUGGCCCACAUGUUGACUUCAAAGCACAUUGGACCUCUGAGAGAGGAGGCAGCGUCCUGGUCUGAGAAGCUGAAGGAAGUAGGAGCCGUGUUGGAACUGUGGCUGGAAGUGCAGGAUCUGUGGCAGAACCUAGAAUCUGUAUUUAGUGACCCAAACAUUGCCAAGGAACUGCCCCAGGAUGCUAAGCGUUUUGCCAAAGUUGAGAGAAACUGGAUUAAAAUGAUGCGCUCGGCCAAUAACACCAAGAACGUAUUGCAGUGCUGCUGUGCGGAGGAGCUCCCCAAAGAAGUGGUUCUGAGGAACAUGUAUAAAGAGCUGGAGAUCUGCUGCCAGUCUCUCACCUCAUUCCUGGACAGGAGACGACAAGCCUUCCCUCGAUUCUACUUCUUGCCAGACCUGGUUCUUCUUUCCUUUCUCAGCCAUCCAACAGACAUUGGUUCUCUUCAAAAGCAUUUUGGCCUGAUAUUCGGUGGUGUUCAUAAUGUGGAGCUGGAGAGGAUGGACGGCUGGGAGGGUAGCAACAGCUGUGUGAGCGAGCUUGUGGAGACACUGCAGAUUCCUGGAGUUACUGACAGACUGGGAUCCUCAAGCCAGCAAAGUUUUACACACAUGACCGACACAGACAGCAUCUUGCCUAAAUCCAUCAGAUCUGCUGGUGUUUCAAUGGGAAGUCCUCUACCAGCUAGUGGCCGGGAGCCAAAUAGAGCUAUGCAAGCUGUGUCGGUGAUCGCAGAAGAUGGCGAACAUCUUCAGUUAGAUGAAGAGGUUCCCAUUUCUUUGGCAGUGGAGGAGUGGCUCACUGACUUGCAGUGUGCAAUUUUCAGGACCCUGGAGAGCUGCAUUAAUAAGGCAGCCAUGGACAUCAGUCAGGGAGUUAGCAUUGAUGAGUGGACAUACAGGAAUCCCUUUCAAAUAGCAAGACUGGGCUUGCUGUACUGCUGGACCAGGGACUGUGAGGCUGCUAUUACUGAUUUCAAGUCUGACCGCAAGGCUCUUCCAGGAGCUUUGAAGAAAUACGCAGGAAUGAUUUUCAGGCUUUCUACCAUCAUCUCCAAGGGCACAUGGAGACAUAAUGAUGAAUCUGUGACUUACAGCCAGAAACUAAAACUGGAAAACAUGGUCAUGUUUGCAGUUUAUUUACGGGAGGUGAUGGAAAGUCUAAAUGCUCACAAAGUCCGGGAGGUCACAGAUUUUGAAUGGAGAAGAGCAUUGCGGUUUUACUGGCAUGAAACAGAUGGAAGUAACAGCCACAAUUUAUGUAUACAUGAUGCCCAGUAUGAGUCUGGCCACGAGUUCUAUGGUGCUGCAGUCCCUGUCACAAUGAAUCCAAUAACCGAGAAGUCUUUUCUUUCUCUGUCCCAUAUAAUACAGAAAACAAGUGGUGCAGUUGUUCUAGGAGACCAUGGGACUGGCAAGACUGAGACUGUUAAGGGUUUUGCCCAUCUUUUGGGGAAGUUCCUUCUUCUGUUCAACUGCUCUUCAUAUACAGAUCCAGCCACGAUCACAGCGGUGCAACACGGGGCAGCAAGGGAUGGAUGUUGGGUGGGUUUCGAUGACUUCCACUUGCUGACAAAGCAGUCAGUCUCUACAUUUAUGUUCGGUGCACAGACUCUGUAUGACAAUCUGAAAGCAAAGCUCAACACGUGCAUUUUGGGAGAUGGAAAAGAGAUUACUUUGAACAGAAAUGUUGCGCUGCUCCUGACUGUCCACUGCAAGUCUGAGUAUAAGAAGCUUCCGAGCGAUGUCCUCGCUUUGUUCCGGACUGUCUCCCUGACAGCACCAGACCAAAAUGUCAUUCUCAGAGCAAACCUCACUGCUUUUGGAUUCAAAAGCCCCAAAAUGCUAGCGCACCGGCUUCAACUUGUUACUGAACUGGUGAAAGACCAACUCCCAGAGAAAGUGCACCAUCACCUGAGUCUGUCCUCGCUGGUGCCCGUGCUCAAGCGAGCUGCUCAGAAGAAGGAGGCCGGCAGGGAGGAGAGAGCAGACGGCAGACACGACAGGCUGGAGAUCAGGAAUGAGGGGGAAAGGACUUCCAGGUCCAGUAGCAUCACCUCCACUCAGCCCUUCAGUGGUUCUGCAAUGAGUCUGUCACCAAGUCUGAAGACAGUGCCUAGCACUGAUAGAAAAACAAGGGCGGUGAGCAACAACGCUAUGACAACUGCCGCUAGACUAGACCAUGCAUUGGUAGGAGAGACUCUGCUGGAAUGCAUUGCGCCCAGGAUGGAAGGAGAUGAUCUUUCAGUUUUUAAUCAAAUUGUGAGGGACAUAUUUGGAGUACUGCUGGACUUGUCAAGCCCAAAUGGAUACCUCCAGUCUCCUCAGAAUUGCAUAGACAAUGCUAUUUUAACAUCGGCCAAGGAUAAGAAUCUAAUUCCUCAUGCUCCAUGGGUGAACAAAGUCAAGCAGCUCUACAGUUUAUCCCAAGUGCAUCACGGCAUUAUUGUGGCUGGUCCUCCUGGGGCUGGUAAAAGCUCCUGUAUCUCCACUCUGGUUCAGGCCCUGAGCCUCCUUCCAGCAGGCCGCCAACAGCAGCAAGCUGGGAGCCCUGUGGUUAUGAGGAAUGAGCCAAUCCGUCACAGACUUGUCAAAUUCAACCCGCUUGCUGUGGAUGAAUUCACACUGCUCUUUGGCUCACAGCUUCCUUCUCAGAACUGGGAGGAUGGUAUCAUCACCAGUGCCUGGAGAAAGGCUAUAAGGAAUUGUAGCAACACUUGGCUCUGCUUUGAUGGACCGCUAACUUCAAGCUGGGUGGACAACUUCAAUAGCGUUCUGGGACAAGAAAAGGUUUUGCAGUUGAGCAAUGGAGAACACCUGAAAAUAACAAGCAACAUGCAGCUUCUUUUUGAGACAUCGGAACUCGAGCUGGCUUCCCCAGCAUCUAUUUCCAGAGCAGGCAUAUUGUAUAUCGACAGCAAAAUAACUGGCUGGAGACCAUUGGCCAAAGCCUGGUUAGCAGGAAGAAAUGAACAAGAAAAUAUUGUUUUGUCUGAGGCUUUUAAUACAGCUUUGGACCCUGUUUUUAAUUACAUUCUUCGUGAUAUCAAGUCUCCAGUUCCUUUGACUGAAGUUGGCCUUUUUCAAACAAUCACCAACCUGCUAGGAGCCAUGUUGCAUGAGAAGGCCCAAAGCCUGGGAGGCCCGCUACACAUCGAGAGGCUCUUCCUGUUUUGCCUCAUCUGGACUGUUGGAGGACUGCUGGGAAGAUCUGAUAAAAAAAGGUUUAGUGACAUCCUGAAAUCCCACACUUCAACCUUGCCAGACUAUGAUGAUGAGGUCUCUGUGUUUAAUUACUACGUGGACGAGUCAGGGGAGUGGGACCUCUGGCAGUCUCGGAUCUCAGAGCACAAUCGCACAAGGCAGACAGACAUUCUGGGGGAAGUCUUUGUGGAGACCGUAGACACGCUUGCAGUUCGCACAUUCAUGGAAUACGCAGACAUGGCCUCUCAGAAUGUGCUGCUGGUGGGAUCCCCGGGUUCUGGGAAGACAGCACUGAUAAAUGACUUUAUUUAUGCACAGGAUAAAUCCCACACUUUAGUUAAGAGAAUGGUGUUCUCGGGAGCGUCGAAAGCUAAAAACCUGCAGAAAAUGUUUGAGGAGAGCACUAUUCACAGACAAGGUUUUGUGUAUGGUGCAAGAGAAGGGAAAACUUUGCAGAUUUUCAUCGAUGAUAUCAGUCUUCCAGAGUCUCAGUGCUGUGGUGAGCUGUUGCGGCAGGUCCUGGAUGAUAAAGUGUUAGUGAAACAUAGCAAACCAUUCGAAUGGCGCCAAAUUGAAGCGCUUGUAGUACAGGCUGCCAUGUCAUUGCCUGAGUACCCGAGUGACAGCACACACAGUAUUUCACAGAGACUUUUGCGGCACUUUGCAGUGCUAAACCUCCCAUUUCCUGAGGGAUCUAAACUCAGCCAAGUUAUCUUCUCCAUUCUCCAGGCCAACAUGAUGAAAAAUGAUGGGCAACAAUUGGAGGGCAACUUACAUAAUGUACUAGUCUCAGCCUCAUGCAGUAUAUUGGAAUCCAUUAAGAGAUCCCUGCGCCCUUCCGCAGACCAAGGAAGGCAACAUUACCUGUUCUCUUUAAGAGAAAUUGCCCGGGUUUUCCAGUGUCUCUGCAACUUAUCUUAUGAACGUCGAGAGGAUACAUUCAUGGUACUUUGUUUCUGGAAGCAUGAAAUGCGACAUGUCGUUGGAGACAGACUGUGUCAAUAUGCUGAUCUUAACUGGUUUCAUGAUCAGCUGGAGAACAUCAUUGAACAGCAUGUCCCUGGUUCCCAUCAUGAUUCUUCGCAUGAGCACAUUGUGACUUUUCCGAUAGAUGAGAAAAUAACCAAACAGCAGUCAGCCUGGAAUUCAGAUAAGGGAGUGCAGGUUCAGUUACAGACAGUGAGAGGAAUAGAUGCAGUGCAUGGCUGUCUUCAGGCCUACCUGAAGCAAUACAACGGAGAGCUUGGGAAUCAACCACUGGAUAUUAAACUGUCUGAAAACACUCUGACUCACGUAGUGCGAAUCCAUCGGGUCCUUGCCUAUCGGCACAGCGGCAACCUCGUGAUAGUGAAUUCUCCAGGCAGCCACCUGCGGACACUGCUGAAGCUUGCACUCUACAUCGCUGACAUACCUCUUCAACGAGUCGACACCUCACAAAAGGCUCACUUCUUCAACAGUCUGAAAUCAGCAGUGCGACAUGCAGCUACAGACAGAAAGGUGGCAGCUUUGUUGCUGACAGCCAGGGAGCUUGGGGACGAUUCUUACCUGGACGCUAUCAACAGCAUUUUGAUCAGUGGAGAGUAUGCUCCCCUCUUCUCCAGGGAAGAAAUGCAUGAUCUUUUACAGAUUAUAAACCCUGCCCUUCAGAAGGAACACCCCCAUCUUGCUCAUGACCCAGUCAGCUACAUUGCUUCCAGAGUGAAGUCCAGUUUACGGGUGAUCGUGUGCCUGCCUCCAAACCAUGUGCUGCUGAAAACUGACUCUGUAAAAUAUCCUGGAUUCCUUUCGUGUUGUCACAUCAUUUGGAUUUGUGACUGGACUCAAGAGGCAGUUUUUCAUGAAACAGCACACUAUCUUAGUGAAUGCAAUAUUCUGGAGAAGCACUCUGAAGAAAUAAGGAAGCAGGUUGCAGGUACAAUGGCAUCAAUUCAUUGUCAGAUGUUAAAAGAAUGCCAGCAGGUUCCCUGGGCUGGAAGCUGUGACCCAACCCUGACCCUCAACACUGUCACGUUACAGAAAACUGAGAAUGAUGGCAAAGAGACAGUGAGAACAGAACCAGUCACGGUGCCAAACAUGCCAUAUUCAAAAGCCAUUGUCAAGGAAAGAAUUGAACUGAUGGAUAAUAACGGUCUUGCACCAGCAGUGUACAGUAAGGUGUUCUGUGGACAGAGUACAUUGAGGCAAUACCUGGACACUUUCAAACACAUAUACAUUUGUAAGUGCACAGAGCAGGAGAAGACAGAAGCUCUGCUCGGAAAAUCAUUGGAAACACUAGCCCAGACGAGGGCUGAUGCAAGAACCACCCAGGACUCAAUCAGAAAUUUGACUGAACAGUUUGAAGAGGCCAAAACUACAGCAUCAGACUUAUUAGAGAGACUGACUUCAAGAACAUCAGCACUGGAGAGCCUCAAGGGACAGCUAGGUAUAGGUGCAGCAAGUCUGCAGGCAUUUUUGGCACAGAUAGAGUCGGAGUCGGAGGAAAUAGAACUCGAUGCUCUGCUGAAAGACGAUGACUAUGAUGAGUAUGAUAAAGCAUUUUACGAAAUGAAGGAGCUCAGAAGUAAAUCACAUGUUAAUAAACUAACUGAAGACCUAGAAAAAGCAAAGAAUGAAUUGGAGGAAGCAAGAAAUAGCCUUUCACAUGCAAAGAAUCAGGUGAUGCACUGGUGCAAUAAAGUUGAUAAAAGCUGCAUUGAGAGAAUUAGUCGUUGUCAGAAUCCACCAUUUCUUCUUGCUCAGGUGCUGGAGAUGGUUCUGGUAAUGAUGGACCUCAUACCCAAUCCAAGUGACACUGACCUGGAGACAUCCAGAACCAAUAGACAUUCUAAUGACCUGUCAGAGGGAAGACACUACCAGAAGUCUGUGACUUCACGUUCUGCACGGAACUCGAAAAUGUGGUCAACAAGAGGAGGAACUGGAAAAGAUGGAAAGGAUAAGGUGGACAAAACAUGGUGGAAAACACUACAAAACUAUGUUGGUGAUAUCGGCAAGUUUGUAGACAUGAUUCACAAUGUGGCUAGACUGGAGGAUGGUCUACCAGGGGAAGUCCUGAAGCUGGUGGAAUCCUACCUGGGAAAGACCAAAGAGGGAAGCCUGGGGGUCACAGGUGAAGGGUCAUUGCUGGAAAACGCUGCUCCACAUGCUACUCCUCAGAGCAUCACUCCUGCCAAGAAGUUCACUGUGGUGGACAGCAGUGUCAGGAAAGGAGGGAUCACCAUUGCUGCUGCGAGAUACUGCUCGGAGGAGGCGGCCACUCUGGUGGCAUUUGUGGUGGCCCUGGUGGAGUACACCCGCCUCUGUGGACCCUUGAGGGCCUGUCUCAGCAGAGUGCAGGAGCUGGAGGUGGAGAAAGAGGACAAUGAGUGGAAGGAUCAAGAAAUACAAAAGUCUGGAGAAAGUGAGGAGAAAGACUUGCUAGAUGCUGAACCAGAGAAGCCUGUGUUCACUGCAGAUGAGCUACCGAUACUGCAGUCUGAGGUUCAACAGCUUCAGUCUGAGUAUGAUGUAGCUGUAGCUAACAAGCACAAAAUAGAAACUGAGCUGCACUCCAACAAGGAGAGACUCAGAGCAGCCCAAGAUGUGUUGAAGAGUUUAAGUACUCUGGAGCAGCAGUGGAAAGAAGCUUUGGAACUCUGUGUUGUGUCUGAACUGCUCACAAACUGUUUGCUCGCCGCAGCCUUCCUCACCUACUGUGGACCCUUUAAUGCAGGUGGCAGGCUCAUGGGAUGUGAGCUUUUCUUGCUAAAGUGUGAGGAAGGGGGGCUGCCUCUCCCGCAGAAGGUGCUGUUUAGACAAAUGACUCUGAUGCAGUUUAUGCACAAUCCAAUAGAAAUCCAGAAGCUGCAAAUGAAGGGCCCUGCUCUGAAUAAGAAUACCCAGACAAUUUCCUGUAUCUUUAAACGUAAAGGUUGUAUUGGCACUUGGGUGCUUCUCUGUGACCCAACAGCUCAGUCAAUUGAGUGGGUAAAGAACCACUUUCUGCCAGACUGCAUGGAAGUCAAGUAUCAUGAGCUUCAGUCUCAACUGGACUGCUGUCUGACGGAAGGGAUCCCUCUGUUGCUAACCUACUGCGACCUUCAGAGCCUGACUACUGACCAGAGGUUUGCCCAGGUCCUCCGCUCCCAGCUAGAGUUUGAGAGAAACACAUCGCCUUUUAAAAUAACAGUUGCAGACCAUGAAGUGGAGUGCCACCCCGGUUUCAGGCUUGUUCUGCACACCCCUGGCCUCCCAGAGGAGGUCCCUCCGGAGGUGGCAGCUUUCUGCAGCACAGCAUAUUUCUACCAGGACCGGGAGGGGUUGGCGGAACAGCUGCUGGACAGGUUUGUGCAGCUGGAGAAGACGAGGCUGGGGGAGGAAUACACCACUCUGCAGCAGGAAUGCCUUGAAAACAUGGAGGACCUUCGGGACGUGGAAAUGAAGAUAGCUCAGACCUUGUCCAGUGAUUGCACUCUUCUGAGCAGCCUGGCUAUCAACAAAAAACUGAGCGACUUAAAGCAGCACUACGAUGAAGCCAGAGAAACAAGAGCAAGGCUUUCUUUAUCAGAGAAGACUGCACUGACUGCUAGAGAAGGGUUCAGAGACAUAGCCCUGAGGGGGGGGAUCAUGUUUGAUACAGCCAACGCACUGAGACAGCUCAACAGCACAUAUCACAUUAGUUAUAAUCAGCUCCUGGAGGUGUUCGAUGCUUCUGUGGCUCACUCAGAGAGGCAUACAAUUAAGGCUAUUGUGGAUCGGUUGACAUAUAAUAUAUUCUGCUAUGUUGGCACAUACUUGCUGGAGAGAGACAGGAUGGUAUAUAGCCUGCUGUUGGCAUUUGAGAUUGAAGGCUGUCUGGGCCGCAUUGACCCUGGUGAAAUGGAGUUCAUCCUCUCUCCAGAGCUGUGUGCUGUGGUGAUGCAGGGAAUGGGGGCUGAAGGUUCAGGGGCACGGCACCACUCCAAGAACCCUUUUGACUGGAUGACUGAGGACCAGUUUAAAAAUGUGCAGAUCCUGGCUAUGUAUUAUAGCUGGUUCUGGGAUCUGUUUGAUCGGAUGUACAAGGAUGGCAAAGAAAUGACUUGGAAGGCAUUGUGCGACAGUGACCAACCAGAGACCCCCACAAAGGGGAAGUGUCCUGAAGGGCUGGAUGAACUGAGUCCUCUGCAGCGUCUUCUUGUAGUAAGGGCCGUGCGCAGUGACAGGCUCACGCACGCAGCAUCUAUCUUUAUCAGCAGUGCUCUUGGAAAGAGAUACACAGCAGAGAUCCCGUUCGAUCUUCAAAACUGUUUGCAGCAGUCCAAGCCCCAGAGCCUAAUUUUACUGCAGUUCAGCGCUGAGGGCGACGCCCCCCGCAGGCUGGUCUUGGAGUUGGCUCACAGAAGGAGCUGCAGGACUCAGGUGCUCUCUGUCAUCAACUGUAGUGUCAAUGAGGGGAGAAGGAUUAAGCAUCUGAUUGAGCAAGGCAUGGCUGAGGGGAACUGGGUUUUACUGGAGAACAUCCACAAUUCUGCACAUUUGAUGACAUCAUUGGAAGGCAUCCUGAAUGUGAAUAAGAGCCCUGAUCGAAAUUUCCGGCUCUGGGUUUCUGCCUCAACAAGCUCCAACUUGCCAGUGAGACUGCUUCAUAUAUCACACCGGAUUAUUGUUGACCAGCCAAAGAACAUGAAGGACGGCAUGCUGAGAUGCCUGCAGGGCGUUGACUCGGAAGCCUUGAAGACCAGCAGUCGUCCUGAGUGGCCAGCAGUGGUGCACAACCUCUGCUUCCUGCACAGUGCUGUGAGGCUGCGUGCUGCCUCCGGGGGCGCUAUGGGCUGGAACAGCAGAGACACCAUGAUGUUUGGAAAUCAACAAUUUAUGGAUGCCUUGCAAGUCCUGACAGAGGAAUUUAGAGACAGGGACCCUGAGGCUGAGGGGAGGGGUGUGUCCUGGACCGGGAUUAGAUAUCUUCUAUCAGAAGUGAUCUAUGGGAGUAACAUAAUCGAUGAGAGUGAUCGGAUCAGUUUGGCAUCUUUGGUUGAUUUAUGGAUUAGUUCUACUGCUACAAAGAAGGACUGUGACCUGACGAAAUUGAAGUACAGAGUCCCGGCAGCUUUCUUUAUUCCUGGCACCCAGCUGAGCUCCCUGUUGCAGGCUCUCGAUUCUGUUCCAAGGAAUUCCCUGGAUGUGCCUGAAGCAGUCAGCAUGCACUCUGCCUCAGAACUCCACUUCGGUGAUGAAGAGUAUGUGUGCAGUUGGUUGUAUUCCCUCAACCAAUCUUUGUUACCAUCUGACCAUCAGCAACACUCUCUUACACCACAAUAUUCCCCAUCAAACACAGCAAUUAACAUCAAUCUCCCUCUAGUGGCGACUCAAGGAAAUCACAGCUUGAUCCAGUUGAAACCAAGCAAAGAACCAGAGCUCUGGGAGAUCUGUUACAAUAUUUUAGCCAAACUUCCCAAAGGAUGGACCAAGGAUUUCAUCUCUGAGCGACUGAAGAAAAUAGGUGGAAAUACUCCAUUCAACCUGUUUAUAAAGAAAGAGCUGAACCAUCUAAUGGGAGUCUUGUCAGAAGUCAGGAGAAAUUUGCAGGCAAUCAAGAGCAGCACAGAGUCCCUGAGCAUGUUUGGAGGGCGCCUCUCUGAGAUGGAGCUGUGUGUGGCCAGGGACCUGUACCAGCAGAGAGCCCCCCAGCACUGGAGCUGCCUGGCAGGGAGGGCUUUUCCUCUCACACAGGGACACACCGCCUGGAUCAGCGACCUGCAGCUACGGGUCUCGCACUUUGAAAAGAUUCUGCUGCUGGGUCAAGAAAAGAUGCCCACAUAUUGGCUCGGUGCCUUUAGGAAUCCCAAAGGGCUGCUGGGGGUCUUCAGGCAGCAGAGUGCAAAACAGCAUGCAGAACGAACAGGCAGCAUUGAGCCCAUGGUGUUCCAGACUGUCAUCACUCAAAGAGACAAGGAGCAUAUGCGGGAUCCUCCACAGGAGGGGAUGUUUGUGUAUGGAAUCUACUUGUGGGGCGUGUCCUGGCAUAAGACUGAGGCAGAGCUCCUGGAUGCCCCUCCUAGAAGGGGCCCGGUCCCUUUGCCAGUCAUUCAUCUCCACUGUAUGCCCAGGGCAGAGAAAGCCAGCCUUGCCGAAGCCAUCCGAACCACUGACACAUACCAGUGCCCUGUGUACACCUCGUCCAAGGGACCACGGGAGCCAGUCCUUCACCUCGACAUUCACAAGGAGAGUGUUCCAGCGACAAGGUGGGCCCUAAGAGGAAUGAAGGCAACGCUGCAGCCAUUUUAACUCAGUGGUGCCGACUUCAUUGAGAGGUUUCCAGAACUACGUUUAUUUUGAUUGGUUUGCGUGGUCCCAAAGCCUGAAAAAACGUGGAAAGCGGUUGUUGAAAUUGGCCCGGCUUCUACAAAAUCAGAGUAUGUUCUGAACAAAGGGGAAAUGACACUGCUAAUAAAUAAACUGUGACAAAGCAGUGUCUUUGUAUUGAAAGUUAACUUUAAGUGGUAGAUUAAUUAAAUCUCCUUUCUAUUUAUUCAACGGUUUAUCAAUAGUGAAGAGAUUUAAUUUUAAAAGAAGUUUUAUAUUUGUGUACUUUGUAUGGGAAUUAAAAAAAAAAAUUAAAGGUAGGUUUUUGUUUUGUUAAAUCCAUAUAUAUUUGUGCAAAUUGCAGGUAAAAAAAAUCAGUUUUGCAAUAAAACAUUAACAUAUAAUUUUAUGUUUGGUGAUUUAAAAGUAUUUCAUUACAAGUCACCACAAUGGUUUGUUCACCAAUGGUCCUGUAAUAUGCAUUAUUAAUCAAAUAAAAAAAGCUCAUAGGUCAUUUUGACUCCACCCUAGCACUUUAUGGUUUCUUUAAAUAGAUGUUUUUAUUAUUAUUAUUAUUAUUAUUAUUAUUAUUAUUAUUAUUAUUAUUAUUAUUAUUAUUAUUAUUUUUAUUUUUUUUUAAACACUUAAUAAUAAACAAAUGUAGUACUUGUGAUAUUUGAAGUAUGAGACACAGGCAAGAAAUGAAACAACGAAGACGUGAAGCA
Messenger RNA from Acipenser ruthenus (sterlet), 16764 nucleotides. RefSeq names its product dynein axonemal heavy chain 8-like. Bases 326 to 16021 code for a protein of 5231 amino acids. Gene Ontology annotation, biological process: microtubule-based movement. Gene Ontology annotation, molecular function: ATP binding; dynein light intermediate chain binding; ATP hydrolysis activity. Gene Ontology annotation, cellular component: dynein complex. The record is from RefSeq and is a predicted model, not a curated record. Lineage: Eukaryota; Metazoa; Chordata; Actinopteri; Acipenseriformes; Acipenseridae. The transcript is spliced from 106 exons.